Mugil cephalus (flathead mullet) is the source of this 3682-nucleotide messenger RNA. Its product is annotated as segment polarity protein dishevelled homolog DVL-3-like. The coding region runs from base 719 to 2776 and encodes 685 amino acids. The record is from RefSeq and is a predicted model, not a curated record. Gene Ontology annotation, molecular function: frizzled binding. Gene Ontology annotation, cellular component: cytosol. Lineage: Eukaryota; Metazoa; Chordata; Actinopteri; Mugiliformes; Mugilidae. Gene Ontology annotation, biological process: canonical Wnt signaling pathway; intracellular signal transduction. The transcript has 15 exons.
UAUGUUGACAUUAGUUUCAUAAUUUCAAUUAGAAACAGUGUAGAAAUAUGUAAAUUAAUAUAUAAUGAUAUGUAUUUAUUAUGUAUUUGAAUUUGUAUUUAUUUUGUUCCGAGUCUGGGUGCCCUCUGACCUACAGUGGCCCGGUGGCCCUGUACGUCAGUAUGAGCGCCUCUGCUGAUCGCUGCAUGCAGCUGCAGCUCCUCUCGGCUCUCAGAGCUGCAUGUCUCCUCCUCUCCUGCGGAUGGCGCCCCUCCGAGACAGGCCUAGACGGUUUGUGCAGUUUCGUGUGCAACAAAGUACCGAGCUUGGCAGCUAGCGAGAAGGGAAAACCAACCCUUCUGGGAUUGUUUAUCUUCGCUGCCCUUUCACACCAUAAUUUCUACCAAUUUCUGCGCUUUCGGUGGUAUUUUGGAAGUUUAACACAAAGGGGAAGCAGAGCGAUUCAAUCCACGGGCGGUGUUAGGACGCUUUGUGGAGGAGGAGGAGGUAUUUUUUGUAUCAAUUGAAAGGCAGGCGGAACGCGAGCUGGCAUAGUAACGACAGAAACAGGACUACGCGAAGAGUGGGUCAGCCAGCCAGCCAGCCAGCCAGCCGGAGAGAGCCGGGAGGACCAGGGCUCAGCCGCAGCCAGCGCCACGGGGAGUCGGGGCCCGAGAGGGAGCCUGCCAGGCCCUCGGCUUGAUGCACCCAGCCUGCCCUGGCUCAGCCGCAGUCCGAGAUGGGGGAGACCAAAAUUAUCUACCACCUCGACGACCAGGAGACGCCGUAUCUGGUGAAAGUGUCGGUGCCGGCGGACAAAGUCACUCUGGCAGACUUCAAAAAUGUCCUCAAGAAGCCAAAUUACAAAUUCUUCUUCAAAUCCAUGGACGAUGACUUCGGGGUGGUAAAGGAGGAAAUAUCCGACGACAACGCUAAGCUGCCCUGUUUCAACGGCCGUGUGGUGUCAUGGUUGGUCUCUGGAGAUGGCGCCCACACAGACGCAGGCUCAGUGGCAGACAGUUUAGAGGCGGCACCGCCCCUGGAGAGGACCGGGGGAAUCGGAGACUCGAGACCUCCUUCAUACCACGCGAAAGCGGCGAGCGGCCGGGACAGUUUGGACAACGACACGGAGACUGGAUCCAUGGUGUCGCAGAGGAGAGAGAGGGAGAGGCCGCGGCGGAAACACAGCAACGACCACGCAGGCGGGAGGCAGAAUGGGUACUCGUCGCGGGCAGCGGGACGCGGCGCCGCCGAGUACGACAGCUGCUCGUCCUUCAUGAGCAGCGAGCUGGAGUCCACGUCCUGCUUCGACUCAGAGGACGAUGACGCAACCAGCAGGUUCAGCAGCUCCACUGAGCAGAGCUCUUCUCGUCUGAUGAGACGACAUCGGCGCCGACGCCGGAAACCUAAGGCUUCAAAUAUGGACAGGUCGUCAUCAUUCAGCAGCAUCACAGACUCCACCAUGUCUCUGAACAUCAUCACUGUCACUCUAAACAUGGAGAAGUAUAACUUCUUGGGUAUCAGCAUCGUGGGUCAGAGCAACGAGAGGGGAGAUGGAGGAAUCUACAUCGGCUCCAUCAUGAAGGGAGGAGCUGUGGCUGCAGACGGGCGCAUAGAGCCCGGAGACAUGCUGUUGCAGGUGAACGACAUAAACUUCGAGAACAUGAGCAACGACGACGCAGUUCGAGUGCUGAGGGACAUAGUGCACAAGCCAGGCCCCAUUACUCUGACUGUUGCAAAGUGCUGGGACCCCAACCCUCGGAGCUGCUUUGCUCUGCCCAGGAGUGAGCCGAUCAGGCCCAUUGAUCCAGCUGCGUGGGUGUCCCACACGGCAGCCAUGACCGGGGUGUACCCUGCAUAUGGCAUGAGCCCCUCCAUGAGCACCGUCACAUCCACCAGCUCCUCCAUCAGCAGCUCUAUCCCUGAGACUGAACGAUUCGACGACUUCCACCUCUCGAUCCACAGCGACAUGGCAACAGUUGCUAAGGCCAUGGCCUGCCCUGAGUCUGGUCUGGAGGUGCGGGACAGGAUGUGGCUAAAGAUAACCAUCGCUAAUGCCUUUAUUGGUUCUGACGUGGUCGACUGGCUCUUCCAUCACGUGGAAGGGUUCUCAGAUCGCAGAGAAGCCCGUAAAUACGCCAGCAACCUGCUGAAGGCCGGCUACAUCAGACACACCGUCAACAAGAUCACCUUCUCUGAACAGUGCUACUACGUCUUCGGAGACCUCUGUGGCAACAUGGCCCACUUGUCUCUCCACGAUCAUGACGGUUCCAGCGGUGGGGCCUCGGAUCAAGACACUCUGCCGCCUCUGCCCCACCCUGGGGCUGCACCGUGGCCCAUGGCCCUGCCGUACCAGUUCCCUAUUCCACACCCCUAUGACCUGCCACAGCCCUUCAUGGGUGGACCAGGCGCUGGCAGCGCAGGAAGCCAGCACAGCGGAAGCAGCGGUUCUAACUGCAGCAAGAACGAGGGUCGGAAAUCCGGCGGCAGUGGCAGCGAGACCGAGAUCAGGAGCCACCGGGCUCCGAGCGAGCGCUCGGUGGCUCCUCCUAGUGAGCGGAGCGUCCGCAGCUCCAUCAGCCAGCGCAGUGCCAACUCCCACUCGAUACCGUACGGGCCUGGCCUCGUGUACGGUCCGCCCGGUCUGCCCCCCCAGCCCGCACAUCUGUCUACAGCUGCGCCUGGUGCUCCGCCCGGCAGAGAGCUCGCCUCCGUGCCCCCUGAGCUCACCGGCUCACGCCAGUCCCUGCGCUUGGCGGUGGGCAAUGCCGGAGAGUUCUUUGUAGACGUGAUGUGACACAGGUUAUAAGUCGGUAACAGAGUAGCAGAUUGGGCGUUCUUCAUGCCGCGAGGCUGAGAAGGACAGCAUGACAGGACAGGAGGGAGGGAAGAUUGCGAAGGCUGUAAACCGAGGCCUUGAUUUCUUGAUUGAUAUGCUGAGAGAAAACAUUCCUCUUCCCUUGUGCUUUUCUUCUUAGUAGUAGCGGCCCCAUACUUUCUUCAAUGAAGAAACUCCCCCUCGCUCGAGAUGGAACCAAAGCGCCUUUCUCCGUUUCUGCUCCACAGUGGGGAAGAGUUUGUGUGAGGACAAAGAGCAAGAGAGGGAGGGAGGCAGUGGAAAUGGUCAGUUGGGGAAGAUGACUCAGCGCUUCUCCACAUGGAUGUUUUUCAUUUGUUCUCCUCUUCACUCUUCCCUCCUCUCUGCUCUGCUUUCCUUAUCUAACAUUCUCUGUCCUCCCCCCACUGCUGUCCACGUCGAAACCGAGAGAGAAUGAAGCCUCUUCCCUCCUUCCGUUGCUUCGACCCCACUCGCUGACCUCUAACAAGAACAAAGAAACCCUGAAAUGAACACUAACAGUUUACCUUAUUCAGACUUUUAUUUGCUUGACUUAAGAAAGAAAGAGAAAGAAAUGAAAAAAGUGUAUGUAGUGCAAGAGAACUGCAGUCCUCCUUACUGUAAGAAUGCAUUUGUUUUAUUAUAUACGUAGUUGGUCACAACUAGCUUCAUUUCUCUAAGUUUAACAUGAGCAUCCAGCUUCAAGAGUCAUUUUUACACUACACAUUUUCAUCUGCUAACCAGAGACUCUUCAGACUGUCUUGUGAUAAUGUAUAGUGAUAAAAGUUUCUUACCAUGUCUUUCACACUACUCUUUUAUCAAGAAAAAAAAUGUGUUUUUAUUUAUAAAUAUAGUUUUAUGACUUAA